Molecule: messenger RNA, 741 nt
Organism: Fonsecaea erecta
Lineage: Eukaryota; Fungi; Ascomycota; Eurotiomycetes; Chaetothyriales; Herpotrichiellaceae
Exons: 1
Coding region: 1-741 (246 amino acids)
Biological process (GO): fatty acid beta-oxidation
Cellular component (GO): peroxisome
Molecular function (GO): delta(3)-delta(2)-enoyl-CoA isomerase activity; enoyl-CoA hydratase activity
Source: RefSeq, a predicted model, not a curated record
AUGGCACCGACGUUCCCCAACCUCACCAUCGAGUCACCGCCCUCGGCUCCCGGCGUGCAUGUCCUGACGAUGCACAAGCCGCCCGAGAACCGGCUGAACCAGGCGUACGCGCAGACCAUCAUCGCGGCGCUGCGCUACAUCGAGAGGGACCUGAUGAAGCCCGACUCGCCCGGGGCGGUCAUCAUUUCGUCCUUCUCGGACAAGUUCUGGUGCACGGGCCUGGAGCUGGAAGAGUCCGACACCAACAUCUACGCCAACGCCGACGGCUUCUACCCGCUGCUGGCCACGCUGGUCGACUACCCGUACCCGACGGUGGCACUGAUCACGGGCCACACGUUCGGCGGCGCCUGCCCCUUCAUGCUCUCGUGUGACUACCGCAUCAUGAACAGCAAGCGCGGCUUCAUCAGCAUGCCGCCUGUCAACCUGGGCCUGCAUUUCGACGGCAUCGGCGCCCUGCCGCGUCUCAAGCUCCACCCCAAGAUCGCCCGCAAGAUGCUGCUCGAGGCCCACAAGUGGACCGGCGAGGCGGCCCUGCAGGACGGCAUCGUCGACGAGAUCUGUGAGCCCGACAAGAUGAGGGCUCGCGCCGUCGAGUUCGCCCAGACCAUUGCCCCACGCGCCACCAUGGGUGUCUAUGGCUUGUUGAGGUCAGAACUGUGGGGGGAAGCCCUGGACAAGUUCAAGGCGAUCAGCUACGUGCACAGGAAGAGGGUCGGCACUGCGGCAAAGGCGAAGAUCUAG